AUGGUUUCACUUUCUCCCACACCGCUCACAGAAGACGUGUGUGGACGGCUCGCUCCAGUUCCCUGAACGCUUGGAUUUUUCACCACUUAUACAACUUUUUGACGGAUCUUGACUUUUAAUCCAAGGAAUCAAACAACACAGCACAGAUUGGACUCAUGUCUACAGCUUCAUCGGUGAACAUGAGGAGCAUACUGGGAGUGCUAAUGGUGUUAGCUGUCUCAGCGAAUGAAGCGGAGAACAUCACACGCUUCGCAGGAGAAAGUGUACUUCUGGUUUGCGACUGCCCAGGCAGAGACCCGAACGCAGACUUUUACUGGCAAAUGGAAUCAGACAUAACUGAGGUGAAGGUAAUCACCCGGACCGACACAGAUGUCAGAUACAAGGGCAGAGCCAACAUAUUUGUGAAUGAAACUGGGAACUGCUCUCUUUUCCUGAGCAACCUCAACGUAAAUGACACGGGAAUAUACAAAUGCAUUCACCCUGAAGGAGUGUACAACCGCGUUUCGAAAAACCUCACCGUUAUUGCUCGACCCAACCCCGAAGGGCUAUCAGCCAGCUGCAUUCGAUUCUUCAAAAUCAUCCCCAUUGUGUUGCUGGUCGGGUUUUGCCUGGACAAGAGAAGUGGGGGGUCACAACUGUGAUCAGUCAUGAAUGUGGUUUCAAGCUCAUGCGGUGGCUGUUUCCAGACAAGUUUCCUCCUGUAUCGAGCCACAGAUGGAUUUUUUGUCAACUGUCAAAAGAGAAAGAGGAAGAGAGAGAAAUGUCUGUGACUUUGAACUUGUACGUUUAAAUGUAUUUGGUUACAUCUCAGGUAUAAAAAAAGCUAAGAAAAAACAUCUUUCAACCAAAACUACCGCUGUGGUUCCUGUAGCAUAUGAACAACAGAGAAACUUCAUAUUAUAAACCACUAAUAACUAGAAAGGCAUCAGCAUACCCCUGACAAGGCCCAUAGUCAUCUCAAAUUCAAUCAAGCUCGAAAAUGUUGAAAAACGCUCUAACAAUGUUGAAAAAAUGUAAUUGAAAAAUCCUGGAUGUGACCACUGAUUCUGAUCCACCUUAAAUCUACUUGGGUUUUUCACUGAGACAUCCGUCCACCAACUAUCGUUGAAGUCUGUCCAGUUGUCUUUUUCCAAUUCUCUUAACAAACCAACACAAAAUGCCUUGACAGAGAUAAAACACACAUUAUUUGCGAAACCACAUGACAUAUGAUGUAUUCUAAAAAGAUUCCGAAGGAGUUCAAUACUUAUUAUAGUGUGACAGGCUUGAGUAAAUCACAAUCGCUUUCUCUGUGUUUUCAGUCUUUAUGUUCUCAAUGUUGUUCAUCCUUAAAGAAUAAUUAAAAAUGAACUAUUUGGUGAUUUAAUACUUUUUGUCAUUAAUUACAUGUAAAAAAAAAGAUUAUUACAGAGAUUUACUAUAUAAGUUUAUUAAUAUGGUUUUGUUUGGAACAACUGUAUAAAAUAUUCACUGUAUAUUAUGAACACAAUAUUUUUGAUGUUUUAUAAUUGUACCAUCUACAGCAAAUAAGGCGUUUUUGGUUCAUUUAUUGGGAUUUUUCUGCAUAAGGUGCUAUGACAGGUACUUUCUGUGCUUUUACACCAAUCAACCAGGGCAUUUAAACCCGUUACCUGUUUUGAAAUUGUGGAGAAACUUAAUGUAAUUUUAUGUCAUAUGUACUAGGUUUUGGACAGAGAGCCUGUGGAAUGUUUGAUCAUAUCAUUCAACUCUGAGAACUGUGAAAUAAUCAGGAAUCUGAAGCUAGCUGGAGGAGAGGGACUUGCAAUAAUAUGUGACUUUUUGUUUUCCAUUUUUAAAAGUUCGAACAUGUGCAGAAGAUAAUGGGGUGAUGGAUGAUGAUGGUCUCUCAUCUGCAAAGACUGUCUUUUCCCUGAUAAGCCCCGAAUGUCAAAUCACAUAAUGAAUAAAUGGUUAUUGUUGAUUGCUGAUGAUUGAAAUUUAAUUUGUUUCUUAAAACAUGAUACACAUUUAAUAUAAUGUUUUAAAUCAAUAUUACUGUUUCUUUAUUUAAGCUCAUGUUCUUUAUGAAAUAAAUAUGGCUUUCAUGUUAAUAUAAAUUCUGACAUUUUUAGGAAUAAUAUGCAUUUUCUUGUUCAUUUUCCCAAUAAACUUUUUUUAAUUGGCUAA
Molecule: messenger RNA, 2145 nt
Organism: Platichthys flesus (European flounder)
Lineage: Eukaryota; Metazoa; Chordata; Actinopteri; Pleuronectiformes; Pleuronectidae
Exons: 4
Coding region: 156-641 (161 amino acids)
Biological process (GO): T cell costimulation; cellular response to lipopolysaccharide; negative regulation of T cell proliferation
Cellular component (GO): external side of plasma membrane
Source: RefSeq, a predicted model, not a curated record